This is a messenger RNA of Saccharomyces kudriavzevii IFO 1802, 1176 nucleotides long. It is a transcript of the gene CAJ1, whose product is annotated as Caj1p. Gene Ontology annotation, biological process: protein import into peroxisome matrix. The transcript has a single exon. NCBI's taxonomy places the organism in Eukaryota, Fungi, Ascomycota, Saccharomycetes, Saccharomycetales, Saccharomycetaceae. The record is from RefSeq and is a predicted model, not a curated record. Gene Ontology annotation, cellular component: cytosol. Bases 1 to 1176 code for a protein of 391 amino acids.
AUGGUGAAAGAAACGGAGUAUUAUGACAUUUUAGGCAUCAAGCCUGAUGCUACUUCUACUGAAAUUAAGAAGGCCUACCGUAGGAAGGCCAUGGAGACACAUCCGGAUAAGCAUCCUGAUGAUCCUGACGCUCAGGCAAAGUUUCAAGCGGUAGGUGAAGCAUACCAAGUCCUGAGUGAUCCAGGGCUUCGUUCUAAGUAUGACGAAUUUGGGAAGGAGGAUGCUGUCCCACAACAAGGGUUCGAGGAUGCUUCCGAAUACUUCACUGCGAUAUUUGGUGGUGACGGCUUCAAGGACUGGAUUGGAGAAUUCUCUCUAUUUAAAGAGCUGAACGAAGCCACAGAAAUGUUCGGAAAGGAAGAGGAGGAAAGCACCGCAUCCGCUAGCACUAACAAGGCUGAUGAGAAAGCAGAUGGCGGAAUGGUUAAGCACGACGCUAAUAAGGCUGAUUCUCUAAAGAAAGAUAAACUAUCCAAGGAACAGAGAGAGAAGCUACUGGAAAUGGAAAAAAAAAGACGAGAAGAUAUGAUGAAACAAGUUGAUGAGUUGACGGAGAAACUGAACGAGAAAAUCUCUAGGUAUCUAAUUGCCGUCAAGUCCAAUAAUUUAGAGGAAUUCACGCGGAAGUUAGAUCAAGAAAUUGAGGAUUUGAAACUGGAAAGCUUUGGUCUAGAGUUGUUGUACUUACUGGCCAGGGUUUAUAAGACAAAGGCAAACAAUUUUAUCAUGUCUAAGAGGACUUAUGGGUUUUCCAAAAUUUUCACAGGUACGCGUGACAACGCCAGAUCCGUUAAAUCAGCGUAUAAUUUAUUAUCGACAGGACUAGAGGCCCAGAAGGCCAUGGAAAAAAUGAGCGAGGUCAAUCCUGAUGAGCUAGACCAAUAUGAACGUGCCAAGUUUGAAUCUACAAUGGCUGGUAAGGCGCUUGGUGUCAUGUGGGCCAUGUCCAAGUUUGAGCUCGAAAGAAAACUGAAAGACGUUUGCAAUAAGAUUCUAAAUGAUAAGAAGAUUCCUUCCAAGGAACGUAUUGCAAAGGCAAAAGCAAUGUUAUUCAUUGCCCAGAAGUUUGCCAGUGCUAGGAGGUCACCAGAGGAAGCCGAGGAGGCUAGAGUGUUUGAAGAGUUAAUUCUCGGCGAGCAAGAGAAGGAGCACAAGAAACAGAGCGUGACCAGAUGA